AUGGCGGUGGCCCGGCUCGCUGCAGUCAACGCGACAAUUCCUCCACACCCAGGGUCGCCAACGGGACUCAGCGUACUGCAGGCGCGCAUCGGUCACGCCACAGUGCUGCUGGGUGAGACGAAGGCCGCGCUGCUGGUGCGCCGCGAGCGCGAGGCGCGCGCGGCGCUGGCCAUGGCUGAGGAGGCAGGAGCGCGCUGCGAAAUCCUGAAUCGUCACAGGCGGGCCGUUGCGAGUGCACACUUCUAUGUGAACGAAGAGGGCUGCGCGCCAAAGGCCUUUGAAGAGAUGAGCGAGCUGCUGCAGGAGAUAGAGGCUCGCCGGGGCGCUGACUUCGACGUCGAUGUGGCCGCGGAGCGCCCCGCCGCUCCCUUCGGCGGCGGCGCCCAGCAGCACGGCGGUCCCUCGCUGCUGCGCGUGCUGCGCCGCCUGAAUGCAGACGCGGCGGCGCUCGCGGCAGAGCGCGGCGCCGACGACCCUGCAGCUGUCGCAGCGGCAUAUGCUGCAGCUAAUCUUCUGCGCGAGGGGCGUGCCAUGCUUAACGGCUUUGGGAUCACCAGCCAGGGGGCGCGGCGUCUGCAGGCCCUCCUGCACAGGUACAAUGAUGAGCUGGCGGCCAAGCAGGAGCAGCAGGACAGGGACGUGGCCGACCACCUUCGCACCAUGAUCGAGCUGCUCCCGCCGCGCUGGCGUCAACGCUGGGAGCACGGCACCCCCUACGACAUGAUGAUGAGGAAUGUGGGCCGCAUCAACAACCAGUCGGUCUAUAAAUGGGCGUUCGACAAUUCAAUUUUCUACGAGGAGCCCACCGCGCGCCCUGAGGACCGCUGGCUCCCGACCGGCAUGGAGUGCUCCGUGGCGGAGGCCAUCGCCGCCGCCGGCGGGCCCCUCAAGGACCACCCCAGCUGGAGCGUUCCCCACACCAUCACGGGCCUGCACGUGAUCAUCGACCGCACCCCCUGGGACGACGCCAGGCGCCACGACAGGGCGCUCGAGCUCGGCGUGAUCUCGCCCCCACAGCAGCCCGCCUUCCACGUGGAUGCAGACUCACUCCUCCCCAUGCGACCACAGCAAGCAGCACAUGUGGUGUAG
Monoraphidium neglectum is the source of this 1089-nucleotide messenger RNA. RefSeq lists its product as hypothetical. Bases 1 to 1089 code for a protein of 362 amino acids. The record is from RefSeq and is a predicted model, not a curated record. The transcript is spliced from 2 exons. Lineage: Eukaryota; Viridiplantae; Chlorophyta; Chlorophyceae; Sphaeropleales; Selenastraceae.